This is a messenger RNA of Cephus cinctus (wheat stem sawfly), 2735 nucleotides long. RefSeq names its product conserved oligomeric Golgi complex subunit 5 (gene fws). Bases 102 to 2393 code for a protein of 763 amino acids. Gene Ontology annotation, biological process: intra-Golgi vesicle-mediated transport. Gene Ontology annotation, cellular component: COG complex. The record is from RefSeq and is a predicted model, not a curated record. The transcript is spliced from 15 exons. NCBI's taxonomy places the organism in Eukaryota, Metazoa, Arthropoda, Insecta, Hymenoptera, Cephidae.
AGACGCAGAGGUUGUUGCGUGUGACGGCACAAUCUAAGCUAAUCUGAACCGUAAAAUUGACAAGUGCCACAUAGAAUGUUAUACAGUAUUUAACCUACAAAAUGGGAGAUAUUGUUGAUUGGCAAAGUAUAGAAAAUGAUGAGUUUUUAAAACAAUUCCUUAGCUGUGAUGCAAAGCAAUCGAAUGUCAAUCAGGUGUUAUCAGUGGCACAGCAACUUAAUAAAUUGGGGCAAGCGAUAGCAGUUCUGGAUACUGAACUGCAGAAACAGGUGCUUGCAAAUCAUGAAGAUUUGUUAUCUCAAGCAACGUGGGUUGAGAAAUUGGAAGAUGUCCUAUCUAUAAUGCAGGCUCAUGUACAAAGUUUACUCUCUGCAGUUGAACGCUUACGUGGUAAAAUUGUAGAGCCAUUUAACAGAAUAGAGACACAGACAAUAAUGCUGUCAAGGCUCCAUGAAACCUCAGAUCUUCUUAGAAGAGUAUCUAGAAUGCAGCACUUAUCAAGACGACUGCAUUCUCAAAUGAACACCUGUUCAUCUGGUCCUGAUAUUGUGAAAGCUGCUAAUAGUCUACAUGAGCUAGAACAACUAAUGUCAGAUGUAGAUUUAAGUGGCCUCGAUGUAGUUGCUGAUGACCAGCAAGCAAUAAAAGUUCACAGGGCAACAGUUCAGAGAAUAGCAACACACACAUUGACUCAGGGCUUACAAUCUACUGACCGUACCCAGGUUGGUACUGCAGUCCAGGUAUUUUCAAAUCUGGGUGUGCUACAAGGAGCUGUAGAUACGACAGUGACAUCAGCAUUGUCUGAAGUAGAAAAAGUUGCAAGAGAAGCAUUAGAGGUUUCGCUACCAACAAAUCAGGAUAUAAAAAGAGGAGGUCCAGGAAGAGCAACACUACCAUCCCCAGGUUCUUCAGGAAAUUUACGCACGAAGCUCUGGGCCAAUUUGGAACGACUAUUCCAAGAUUCUGUUUAUACUCAAUGUAUUCAAAUUGAAUUGUUACAAAGAAUAUUACUAGAAUACCAUGCCAAAGGCUUUGACGAUUUAUCGGAAACAUUUUGGAGUAAGAUAACAACCCUUCUGGCUAAAGUCCUGCUUGAACGAUCACAAGCAUCGUCGUUCGUGAAGCAGGCAUUGGAGGGCGAGUAUCCAAAAUUUCUACGCAUUUAUUUAGAUCUCAGUAAACGUUUGAAAGAGCGUCCACAAGCGAUUGGUACCUACACGAUAAACCGGAAUGUAAUAUCUUCCUUUGAGAAUCCAUAUCUAUCUCGUUCUGUAUCACGACUCUUGGACCCGGUGCAUACAAUGUUCUCCGGUGAUAUCUCUCCUGGUCAGGAUGACAUCGACAGUCUAAUCCGCACCGUGGCAAGUGAACUGAGUGUAUCUCUCGUCGACGAAGGAUUAUCAACAGUAGUCGCCCGUAACGUUGGCAAAGCUAUCCGCUUGUUCUGUUUAAAAUGCGAGCAGGCAUUGAUAACUGAUGGAGAAGCAAGUCAGGUGAUAGAUGCGCCUACACCAGGUCAACAGACGAAUGUGACCUUGGCCAAUCUUCUUCAUUACUUAUCAACGCAAACUAGUCGCGUUGUUGGAAAUUUGGCUGGUAGUUUGCCAGCCGAAGGAGCUUCUAUCAUUGCAACAGCGCUUGAACAAAUUGACGUUGUAACGAAGAAUAUUCUGACACCCUUAUUGGCAUCUGUCAAUGAUGCCAUCGAGAGCAUUAUACUUACCAUGCACGAUGAUCCAGAAUUCCGAGAAACUGCCAGUCCUCUUGGCAAGGAGAUUGGAUGUUCCCUAUAUAUGAGAGAACUCCAAGGUUUCAUUUUACGUUGUGUAAAUACUUUCCUGGUACCUUACAAGAAUCAAACAGCUGUAGCUGAAUGUUGUAAGAGCGUUGUAUCACGAUGUAUUGAACUCUUUGUACGACACGCUUGCCUACUGAGACCGCUUACGGACUACGGUAGAGCUAAGCUCAUCGCAGACUUUAUCCAGAUGGAAGUGGCUGUAACACCAUUGUGCAGAGGAGGCCAAUUAGGUUUAAGCGAGCAGCAACAGUAUAGAACACUAAGAGCUUUGAGGUCACUUUUACCACUAAGUCCAGAGGAUAUGGUGGAAAAGGUUCUGGAAGGUGGAGGCGAAGGUGGUGUGCCACCUUCUCUUGUUCUUCUACAUCUAUUUUCUGGAGCACCGUCUGAUUUACCAUCUCCGCACCAAAGUGCUGGAUGGUCCAUCAGUAGAUUAUCCCACUGGAUGGAUAAUCACACGAGUGAACGUGAACGACUGGCAUUGAGCAGUGGACCACUUCAACGUUAUCAAACUCUUGUACGACAUAAAAAUCUGCCAUCGUUUCAUCCACUGUUUCCACUUAUGAUGAAACUAGCCAGCCUUGGAGAUCGUUAAUGAUAUGCUUGUGAGCAUAUUCAUCAAUAACUUCAAUCUGUCCAGCUAUGCAAGCAUUCAUCAGAGUAAAGUCCAGUUCAUGUGCAUCCUGGCAAACAUUCCCUUUAUGAGCAUUGGAAGUUUGUAAGUUCGUGGCAGUGGACUUCAUGACAUUUGACACUUGCACUGGAAUGUCCUAUCCAAACAAUCAUGAGCAUAAUGGAUCAUGAAACAUAGCAAAUUUUAAUCCAUUGUAGCAAGGUUCAAUAAGCCGCAAAAAUUGUAAUUUAAUAAUGACACUUGUUAUGCAAUCUUUCCUAAUAAACUGGCAGUUUAUUAACACUGUUAAUUUUUUCACAAACA